GAUUGGUGGAUUGUGUUGUUUGUCAGAUUCACAGAGGCAGACACUCUGGUGAUGGGAGAUGUGACAUACGGGGCCUGCUGCGUGGACGACUUCACUGCCCGCGCUUUGGGAGCUGACUUCAUGGUGCAUUAUGGACACAGUUGUCUCAUCCCCAUAGACUCAACAGAGGGCAUCAAGAUGCUGUACGUGUUUGUGGACAUCCAGAUUGACACUGCCCACUUCCUGGACACACUCAAGUUCAACUUUUCCCCUGGCCACUCACUCGCCCUCGUCAGCACCAUCCAGUUUGUGGCUGCUUUACAGGCAGCCAGUGCAGAGUUGAAGCCAGAGUACGAGGUGCUGGUACCUCAGUGUCGGCCGCUUUCUCCUGGGGAGAUCCUUGGAUGCACCUCACCUCGUCUGGAGAAGCAUGUCAAUGCCAUCAUUUAUCUUGGAGACGGAAGAUUUCAUUUGGAAUCCAUCAUGAUUGCCAACCCAGAUAUACCGGCCUACAGGUAUGACCCAUACAGUAAAGUGUUUUCGCGAGAGUAUUAUGACCAUGAGGCAAUGCGGGCCACCAGACUGCAGGCCAUAGAGAGAGCCCGCUCAGCCCAGAGAUGGGGCCUCAUCUUAGGCACCCUUGGCCGUCAGGGCAACCCCAAAAUCUUGGAGCACUUAGAGUCUCAAUUGGAGUCUUUGGGCCGUUCAUUCACACGUGUGCUCCUGUCUGAGAUCUUCCCCGGCAAGCUGGAGCUCCUGGCAGAUGUGGACGCAUGGGUGCAGAUCGCUUGUCCUCGCCUCUCCAUCGACUGGGGAACGGCUUUCUCCAAGCCCUUGCUGUCUCCAUAUGAGGCAGCAGUAGCGCUGCAGCAGGUGGGAUGGCAGGAGGUGUAUCCUAUGGAUUUCUAUUCCAAUCAGAGCCUGGGGGCCUGGACUCCUAAUCACCCUGACAACCAACCAAAAAGGCCUUCUCGCAAACCUGUGCAGGCGGGUUCAGAUGCCGGUCAGCAGGUGAAGAGCUGUGGCCGUGAACAGAGCGCCUCCUGUGGCUGCCAGCCAGAAUAGCACAGCCCUAUUAAAACAGCCAACCACAGCUCACCAUGGACAUCUGCAAGAGACAAGCAAGCCAAUCAAAUCUCACUAUUGACAUUACAGCCAACACACUUCAUCAAAUCAACCCUGGUUGACACGAGACAGUGAGAGAGAGAA
Carassius auratus (goldfish) is the source of this 1188-nucleotide messenger RNA. Its product is annotated as 2-(3-amino-3-carboxypropyl)histidine synthase subunit 1-like. The record is from RefSeq and is a predicted model, not a curated record. The transcript is spliced from 9 exons. Gene Ontology annotation, molecular function: 2-(3-amino-3-carboxypropyl)histidine synthase activity. NCBI's taxonomy places the organism in Eukaryota, Metazoa, Chordata, Actinopteri, Cypriniformes, Cyprinidae. Gene Ontology annotation, biological process: protein histidyl modification to diphthamide. Bases 52 to 1044 code for a protein of 330 amino acids.